GUGAGCUGUGUGUAUGUAACUGUGAGCUGUGUGUGUGUGUAACUGUGAGCUGUGUGUGUAUGUAACUUCGGCUCAACCUGCUGCUUGUAAACAGAAGCGCUGUGUGGACGCAGUAAUUUCAGGUCACAAUUUUCAGUCAGGACUGUAAUGAACUGAGCUUGGCUGAACUGAACAGGACUGGGCUUGGUUCGUGCUGGGGCUGGAGUGGGCUUGGCUGAACUGAACAGGACUGGGCUUGGUUUGUGCUGGGGCUGGAGUGGGCUUGGCUGAACUGAACAGGACUGGGCUUGGUUCGUGCUGGGGCUGGAGUGGGCUUGGCUGAACUGAACAGGACUGGGCUUGGUUCGUGCUGGGGCUGGAGUGGGCUUGGCUGAACUGAACAGGACUGGGCUUGGUUCGUGCUGGGGCUGGAGUGGGCUUGGCUGAACUGAACAGGACUGGGCUUGGUUCGUGCUGGGGCUGGAGUGGGCUUGGCUGAACUGAACAGGACUGGGCUUGGUUCGGGCUGGGACUGGGUUUCGCUGGUCUGGUGAGGUCUGGGAGCUUGUGUGUCUGGUGAGGUCUGGGAGCCUCCAUGACAGCGUGGGAGAGCUGCGAUCUGUGAGGAUACACACACUGAAGAGACAAGGACACACACACACACACACCGAGGAGACGACACACACACAUCCUCAUUUUGUCGAGACUAUUUAGACCCCCCCCCCCCCGUAUUUUUGUCCUGACGAUGGCAUCAUCUGUGGCUUAUGUGUUGUUGCUGGUGGCUGCCUUCGUGCUGGGAUUGUACCACGUCUUGGUGGAAGGGGGGUGUGCUGGGAGGUGCUGCCGGGGUUCAGACAUCACCUGUGUAACGGCAGACUGGGGGAUGGACCGGGUAUACAGAACCUGCUACUGCGACGAGGGCUGCCUCAGGACCAAGGACUGUUGCUAUGACUACCCCACCGAGUGCUCAGGCCAGUCGUGUGUGGUGACUGAGUGGAGUUCCUGGAGUGGUUGUGGCCAGCCCUGCCAGCGGUCCGUGAGGAUCAGGCGGCGCUAUAUUGAGCAGGAGGCCAGGAACAGUGGAGAGCCAUGUCCCAGUCUGGGGGAGCAGGCUGGCUGCAUGGAGUACCGCUCACACCAGGGAGAGUUCUGCACUCAGAAUACAGGUCCAGGUUUCAUCACCACCAUGGAGUUUGGUAAAGGAAGAGGGAAGCAUGACAUCUACGGCACACCUCUGGACCCUGGGUUCUGUAUGGAGUACAAGAUGGAGUCUCUGACUCCUCACUGUACGGUGGAGAACCGACCACACACCCGCUGGAUGCAGUAUCUACGGGAGGGCUACAUCGUGUGUGUGGCCUGCCAAGCCCCCGCCAUGCGUAACCAUAGCGGCAGCUGCCAGGGAGACGGACAAGAAUCUAACAGUGAGGAGCUACUCCAUUGGCAGGCUGUGGGGAACUCUCGCUGUCGAGGAACAUGGAAGAAGGUCCAGAGAACUGCGUACUGCUCCUGUCCCCACGUCCACAGCUUCCUCUUCAUAUAAACACACACCAAGCCCCAAGCCCCAAUCCCAACUGGCACCCUAUUCAUUAUAUAGUGAACUACUUUUGACCAGGGGUCCACAGAUAGGUUGGCCGACAACGUCACGAAAAUGAUGUGUGCUCAUAGACGGGGAAUGGAAGCAAGUCCCCUCAGCAAUGUUCCAACAUCUGGUGGAGAGUGGAGGCUGUUAUAGCAGCAAAGUGGGGGACCAACUUCAUAUUAAUGCCCAUGAUUUUGGAAUGAGAUUUUCGACGAGCAGGUGUCCACAUAUUUUAGUCACGUAGUGCAUUUCUGACUUAUUAUUGUUAUUAUUAUUUGGAACACUACUCCUCUCACUCCGUUUAAGCUAGAAACGUCAUUCAAACUUUAAAACGUGUAGACCGGUCUGGAUUGAGUUGCUUGUUGAUAUAUAUAUAUAUAUGUAUAUUUUGUUUUUAACUAUUAAGAUUUUUGUCCUUUUUUGUCAUUCAUCCACUUUCAUGGGAUUUCCUCAACAUUCUGAAGGCCCUUUUGUGACAUCCAUUUCCAACAUUCCAUUAAUUGU
Coregonus clupeaformis (lake whitefish) is the source of this 2062-nucleotide messenger RNA. Its product is annotated as somatomedin-B and thrombospondin type-1 domain-containing protein-like. NCBI's taxonomy places the organism in Eukaryota, Metazoa, Chordata, Actinopteri, Salmoniformes, Salmonidae. The transcript has 6 exons. Gene Ontology annotation, cellular component: peroxisome. Gene Ontology annotation, molecular function: thiamine pyrophosphate binding. Gene Ontology annotation, biological process: fatty acid alpha-oxidation. Bases 725 to 1519 code for a protein of 264 amino acids. The record is from RefSeq and is a predicted model, not a curated record.